CGUUGCUCUCCAAGAUGGCGGCUUCCAGAGCGCCGCUUCGCACAUCUCCGCGGCCGAAAGUGACUUACGCUCGUCUCCGUGCCGUUUAAAAAGAAAAUCGCCGAGGCUGACUGAAAGCAGGAGGGGUUGAGCUGCGAAAACACGACAGCUUUAUUUUAUUUAUUUGUUUUGUUAAAAACACCCAGCUCCUCACGCCAGUCUUUGUGGUUUCGUGGUCCGAGGAGCCCCCGGGCGGGUGUCUCUAUCCGAGUAUGGCCACCGACAACAGGAUCAAUUUCUGGAAGAGGAACGCUAAGGUUCCCGGAAGCGUGCAGCCGGUUUAUGGAGCGCAGCAUCCACCUCUCGAUCCCUGUUUGCGGCGGACGUAUCCAAAAGACACAAAACCAAAGCUCAACAAUGUUAAAUCUAAAAAGGCCUGCAGUUUCCAUGAGUUUGCCAGCAGCACCAACGAUGCUUGGGACAUCGAUGAUGAUGAGGAGGACGAAGAUUUCCGUAGGGCUCCCUUCCCAGCUUCCUUUGCUCCAUCGGGCCAGGACUCUGUGCAGAACCAGUGGCUGCAGCAUCAGCCGAGCGACACAGGAAGUGCACCGCACAGUCCAAAACCACCCAAAUCAGAGGCUCAGAACCUCCAGGAAGACGACGGCACGGAGUGUGAGCAGGUCAACGGCAAAGUUGUGAAGUCUAACAGUGAGGCAGACCUCAAGACAUCCCCAGUUUGCUUCCCGCUGCAGAAGCAGCAGUCUCUUCCGGUUCGACCCGUCAUCCCUCUGGUGGCCCGGAUCUCUGACCAGAACGCUUCGGGGGCUCCCCCCAUGACGGUGCGGGAGAAAAGCCGCCUGGAUAAAUUCAAGCAGCUGCUGGCCGGUCCAAACACUGAGCUAGAAGAACUCCGGAAACACAGCUGGUCGGGAAUACCGAGAGAAGUCCGUCCCAUCACCUGGAGGCUCCUUUCUGGCUACCUGCCAGCCAACAAGGAGCGCAGAGAGCUGGUGCUGAAAAGAAAACGUGAGGAGUAUUUUGGGUUUAUAGAGCAGUAUUACCACUCCAUCACUGAUGAGCACCACAAAGACACGUACAGACAGAUCCACAUCGACAUUCCCAGAACCAACCCUCUCAUCCCGCUGUUCCAGCAGCCGACAGUCCAAGAGGUGUUUGAGCGGAUUCUGUUUAUCUGGGCCAUCCGUCAUCCGGCCAGCGGUUACGUCCAGGGCAUCAACGACCUUGUCACGCCCUUUUUUGUCGUGUUCUUGUCUGAGUUUGUCACGGAGGAUGUGGAGAACUUCGAGAUGGCGGCGCUGCCUCUGGAGACCCAGAGAAACAUUGAAGCCGACAGCUUCUGGUGCAUGAGCAAACUGCUGGAUGGCAUCCAGGACAACUACACCUUUGCCCAGCCGGGGAUCCAGAACAAAGUGAAGGCCUUAGAGGAGCUGGUCAGCAGGAUAGACGUGGACAUUCACAAUCAUUUUAAGAAGUACGAGGUAGAGUACCUGCAGUUUGCUUUCCGGUGGAUGAACAACCUUCUGAUGAGGGAGCUGCCUCUUCGAUGCACCAUCCGUCUGUGGGACACCUACCAGGUGGGUGUUACCUCAGCUAGCUUUCAGCUAUACAAAAACAUUAUUUUCUGCCUCCUCCUUUUGGCAGCAGCUGAAUGAACUCUGUGUUUACACUCCUGUCUCCCUCAGAGCCUCCUCAUCCUUCUGCAGAACCUUCCCACCAUCCACUGGGGGAACGAGGAGGUGGGUCUCCUCCUGGCCGAAGCCUACAGACUCAAGUACAUGUUCGCAGACGCCCCCAGCCACUAUAAGAGGUAG
This is a messenger RNA of Nematolebias whitei (Rio pearlfish), 1811 nucleotides long. It is a transcript of the gene tbc1d22b, whose product is annotated as TBC1 domain family, member 22B. The record is from RefSeq and is a predicted model, not a curated record. The transcript is spliced from 13 exons. Gene Ontology annotation, molecular function: GTPase activator activity. NCBI's taxonomy places the organism in Eukaryota, Metazoa, Chordata, Actinopteri, Cyprinodontiformes, Rivulidae. Gene Ontology annotation, biological process: activation of GTPase activity.